AUGGCUGCUCAGGCAUCUGUGGCAUUGAAGAUGGCUACACCUGUGAAUACAAUGGCGUCGAGCAAGGAAGCACCUGCUUGCCAGAUUUGCCCGAUCAAUGCAUGUUCGAAUCAAGCUUCCCCACUACAACAACAGUCAGCCAGCGUCAACGACGCGAUCACGAAGCCACCCGAGAGCCGGUUGUGCUCCACGUACUCUCCCUGCAACUGCAAGCCCGGCGCCAUCCCCACCAACGAGUAUGAUCGUGAUGGCUGCUUGGUCUGCCGCUGCCUGCCAGGUGAGGCACCAAGCUCCACCACCACGAGCACUCGUCGUGUCACCACCACCACCGAGGCCCCUACCACUACCACGACCACCCGUCGUGUGACCACCACCACCGAGGCUCCCACCACUACCACCACUCGUCGUGUCACCACCACCACCGAGGCCCCCUGUCCCACGUACUCUCCCUGCAACUGCAAGCCCGGCGCCAUCCCCACCAACGAGUAUGAUCGUGAUGGCUGCUUGGUCUGCCGCUGCCUGCCAGGUGAGGCACCAAGCUCCACCACCACGACCACCCGUCGUGUGACCACCACCACCGAGGCUCCCACCACUACCACCACUCGUCGUGUCACCACCACCACCGAGGCCCCCUGUCCCACGUACUCUCCCUGCAACUGCAAGCCCGGCGCCAUCCCCACCAACGAGUAUGAUCGUGAUGGCUGCUUGGUCUGCCGCUGCCUGCCAGGUGAGGCACCAAGCUCCACCACCACGACCACUCGUCGUGUCACCACCACCACCGAGGCCCCUACCACUACCACGACCACCCGUCGUGUGACCACCACCACCGAGGCUCCCACCACUACCACCACUCGUCGUGUCACCACCACCACCGAGGCCCCCUGUCCCACGAUGAUGGCAAUCGCUUCAACGGCGAUGGCUGCUCAGGCAUCUGUGGCAUUGAAGAUGGCUACACCUGUGAAUACAAUGGCGUCGAGCAAGGAAGCACCUGCUUGCCAGAUUUGCCCGAUCAAUGCAUGUUCGAAUCAAGCUUCCCCACUACAACAACAGUCAGCCAGCGUCAACGACGCGAUCACGAAGCCACCCGAGAGCCGGUUGUGCUCCACGUACUCUCCCUGCAACUGCAAGCCCGGCGCCAUCCCCACCAACGAGUAUGAUCGUGAUGGCUGCUUGGUCUGCCGCUGCCUGCCAGGUGAGGCACCAAGCUCCACCACCACGACCACUCGUCGUGUCACCACCACCACCGAGGCCCCUACCACUACCACGACCACUCGUCGCGUGACCACCACCACCGAGGCCCCCUGCCCCACGUACUCUCCCUGCAACUGCAAGCCCGGCGCCAUCUCAGUCAUUGUGGCAGAUCGCAACGGCUGUGAGGAAUGUCGCUGUGUCGCUUCGGGCAAUCCCACGACUUCAACUCCUUCCAACAGCCCCGUAACGACGACGCGCCGUCCCGACGACAAUGUCGUUGAAAACUGCAAUUGCAAGCCCAAUGCUGUUCGGGUCUUUACCGCUUCGCGAGGUGGCUGCCCCGAAUGCAGCUGCGUUAUGCCAGAAAUUUGCCAAAAUGGACGCCAACUUGCCAACAAUGACACGUGCACUUGUGGCCGCAACUGCUGGGAGUGUGCUUUCAGCCUCGAGGGUGUUCGCGGCGAGUGCCAGGUCUGCAAAAACGGAGCUGUCUUCUUCGAGGGUGAAUGUUUGGAUGAGUGCCCGAGUGAUGACCUCGACUUCGACCUCGACUUCGACUUCGACUUCGACUUCGACUUCGACCUCCACUUCGACUUCGACCUCCACUUCCACUUCGACCUCCACUUCCACUUCCACUUCGACCUCCACUUCCACGUCUUCUCAAGAGCUGACCGACGAGCCUACAACCGAGACCUCGACUUCGACCUCCACCUCCACCUCAACUUCCACCUCAACUUCCACCUCAACUUCCACUUCGACCUCGACCUCCACUUCGACCUCGACCUCCACUUCGACCUCGACUUCAUGAGCCUACAACUGAAACGUCCACGUCCACAUCCACAUCCACUUCCACUUCCACUUCGACCUCAACUUCGACCUCGACUUCGACCUCAACCUCAACCUCAACCUCGACCUCAACCUCCACCUCCACAUCGUCGGAGGAAAUCACAGAUGAGCCAACCACAGAAACAAGCUCCUCCACUUCCACCUCCACCUCCACCUCCACAAGCACAGAAGAGGCAACCACAGAAGAGCCUCCAACGACUCGCCCGGCUUACUGUGGUCCUGAGCCCGAGUGCAGGAAACCACAACCACAUCGCGCCGUCCUAUUACGACGACCACGACCACGCGCCGCCCCGAUACUACAACGACCACUACUACGCGCCGUCCUGCUACAACGACCACCACUACACGCCGUCCUGCUACAACGACCACCACUACACGCCGUCCUGCUACAACGACCACAACCACGCGCCGCCCCACCACGACCACCACGACUCAGCGCCCUUGCCCCUCUUAUCGCCCUUGCAAGCGCCACCUGUAACUCGUGCUCCAACAACUACAACCACUGAGCGUGCGACAACCACGACCAAACGGCGCCCAGUGACGACGACCUCGACGACCACUGCACGUCCUACUACAACCACGACCGAACGUCCCUGCCCAUCGUACCGUCCUUGCAACUGCAAGGUUGACGCCGAAGCCAUCGACUACUAUUCUGAUGCUGGUUGCCGCGAGUGCCGCUGUGUGGCCAAGGGGUCGCAAGUCGGCGAUUCAGAGGCCGCUGCAGCCGACGAAGGUGACAGCUCGAGCACCUUGUUUUAUCUCAUCCCGAUCACACGACCCCAUCCCCGAUGGUUCACUAGACUCGAGCGCAGUGGCCGCAACUGUGGCUGCUGUGGGCGGCGUGGCGCUGGUGGCCUUGUUGGCCGUGGGCGUGGCCAUGUAUCGGAAACCGGCAGCAUGAGCGGCAGCGAGAGCGGUAGUGACAUGGGUUCGGACAUCAACGUUGAGGAGAUGGUGGCGCAGGUGGAGAAUGCCAUGGGCAUGCCACCGACGCUGUUCUGGGGUGGUAAGAUCUCCAAAGGCACAGAGGUGACCUGGGAGCCUGACACGCCCUUCAACAGCCUUAGCAUCACCCAGCUGGCCUUGGACCCGGCUGCCAAGUCCAAGACGGUCGUGGUGCAGGUCUCCGUUGAUGGUCCCGACAGCGAGCCGGCCAGCUUUGUGCUCUCCACCCUCCGCCCAGGCCACAUUGACCAGCACACGUUGGACCUGGUCUUUGAUGACGCCGUGACUUUCAGCAUCAAGCAGGGUGAUGGCCCUGUCCACAUCAUCGGCAAUGAGCUGACUGACCAUGAGCAAGUCCAGGAGACCAUGAUGCAGCUGCAGGAGCAUGGCAUUUUGGGGGAUAGCGACGACGAAGAUGAGUCUGAUGAAGAUGACCUCGAUGAUGAUGAUCACCUUGACUCGCAAACUGGCCGCGUGGUUACCCUCGAGGAUUCAUCGGACCAGGAAGAUGAUGUCGAUUCUCCCAUCAUCGAGGUUUUGGAGGAUGAUGACGACCUCGAGGAGGCCCCUGAGCUCGUGCUCAAUGCCAAGCGAGGCAAGGGUGCUUCCAACAGCAACAAGCGUGCCAAGAUUGAUGAGGAGGACGACGAGGAAGACGAAGAGGAUGACGUGGCCGGCCAGGAGGAAAGCAAGUUGCAAUUGACCAUGGAUGUCAUGGAAGAUGAGGACGAUGAGGACGACGAGGAUGAUGAAGACGCCGAGUUGGACUUGAGCAUGACCGUGCCCGAUGAUGAGGAUGAUGAAGACGAUGAGGAUGAUGAAGAGCUCGAUGAUGAUGAGGAGGAGGACACACCAGCGUCGGCCGUGAAGACACCGGUGACCAAGAAGGCUGCCAAGAAGACGGCUGCCAAGUCAGAGACCCCUAGCAAGGCCAGCAGCGGUUCAGCCCAGUUUGAGGAGUACCUGACGCGUCUCAAGUCUACUCCCAAUCGCCCGAAGAAGCAGAGCAAGUUUUUCAACUUUUGCCGCAACACGUUCAAGCUGGAAGACGAGGCCAUGAUUGGCCAGCUCUGGGAGAACUUUAAGAACUAAGAGGUGGACGUGCGGUGUGCGUGUCCUUGUUUGGUCUUCUGUUUGUCUUUCAUGUUUCCUAUUUCUUUGCCGAUGGACCCGGCAACCAAGAAACUAACCGGUAUACAUCUCGCCCGCCUCGAUUUUUUUCCUUGUAAGUUCCUCGAGGCGUUUGGCGCUUGAUCCAUCCGACUGGCUCGUGUCUGUAAUCCUUUCUGGAGCUUUUUGCUGUCGGAUUGCAACAAUUGGGAUGGCCAAAAAGG
Molecule: messenger RNA, 4316 nt
Organism: Monosiga brevicollis MX1
Lineage: Eukaryota; Choanoflagellata; Craspedida; Salpingoecidae
Exons: 26
Coding region: 1-4074 (1357 amino acids)
Cellular component (GO): nucleolus
Source: RefSeq, a predicted model, not a curated record